UACGUUGUAGCUGACUGACUGAAGCCAGCCUGAUUUUCUCGUGUUUGUUAAGCGUCCUAUGAUUAUUGAGGUUAGUAUUUUAGAUUCUAUAUCAGUCAAACUAAUCCCUCUAUGUUUAUCACAGAAUGAUUUUGACUCCUUUUAUAUUGGGACAAUCAGUUGUGACCAGUUAGAUGGGAUUAAGUUUGACUCCCAGAUUUCAACUAAAAUAUUAGUCAACCUAGUCGCUAAAACUGGACCACCGUACCUAAAGACUUCUGGACUCAAUCCAUCUUGACCAGCUGCAAUUCCUCAUUUCGAAUUAGCUAUAGCUCUCUGAACUUCAAUCAGAUUCGGGAGGCCUACUUCAAUGUUCUAUCCAGACUGUUUGGGAAUGAUGGGUAGUUGUAGAGUAUCUGGAGUCCAGUUGAACUGCUCCUUAAGGUGUUCCGUCCAUCGUUCUAAACAUCUGGGCUGAAAGCAGAUAAGGGUUUCGUCUUUUCCCGAGAUUGUUUUGCUUACAUUUGACUUCUUAAUUCCAGCUUCUUUUAUUAGUCUGAAGAGCUGUUUGGUGUUACGUACAACCACUUACUUUUCAGUCUUUUUUCGUUGCCCAUCACUGCUCACAGUCGUUCCUUAGACUUUUGGUUAACCUAUAUCUGAUUUGUUUUCGCUCUUCAUCGUGUUCAAAGCCUGAUGGGAUGAGUUCGCGAUAGACUAUAAGUGCAAUAGGCUUAGUGAAAAUCCAUUGGUGUUUUGUAACCAUUUAGUUUAAACUACUAGUAGAUGUCGCUUAUGUUUCCACAGCUGUUUGUAUAUCUUUCCAAGCAACAUCUGGGUCAUCCUCGUUUUCAGAACUACCUAAGUGUGACUUUAGUUUUUUCUGGAAUCUACUUUUGGCUUUCUCGUUACUGAGUUCUAAUGAGCCUUGUCAGUGUGGUUUUUUUGCGUCCAGUGAGACGCAAACAAAUGCGUGCUUGUAUUAAAAAGCGAUCAGAGUCUAAAUACGUAUCCCAGUACGAACGCUAUUCUCGAAACCUCCAAGCUAAAUCUAAACAGCAACUUGAACCCAAAUGAAAAAGCUCAAAAUAGGCGAGAAGCACUUUAAUCCAAAGAUUCAUUUAUGUACAGAUGACAUAGGGUUUUUAUGGUAUUUUAGAAGUCCUUGGGUUUUCCUGGACAUUCUGGAAUGCUACUAAACAUGGCAGCAGUGUAGUAAUCAGUCAAUCAGAAUCUCUACAUGUGACUUUUCAUUUUUGUGAUGUUUCUAAUCAAACACUGAUUGGAUAAAAUGCUUCUUAAUGUUUCCUGGGUUUUUCUUGUCUAUUGCGAGAAAUUUUCAGGAUCGCCCCAACAGGGGCAGCGUUACUCUAAUCGCUGACUGUCUUGAGGAAACAACUUACUGUCAUCGCACCUCCGCGCAGUCAUCGAUUUACUGUUCCUCAACCAACCUGCUUGACGUGGUAGGACCUAAAAGAAUAACCGUUCCACACAAUAUAGCUCGAUCGGGUCACUAUGAUAAGCAAGCCUCACUACAACGUCAAUGUAGUGACUUCGGUGGGGUGUUCAUUGAAGAACAAUACCUAUAUAGAUUUCAUUCAGUUCAUAGUUUUAAGACUUAUGAACAAUAACAGUUGUUUCCGGCUGAUUUGAAGUCCCAAAUUAAAAUGGUCUUAUGUCGUAUAUGUGUUGGUGAUGUACAAUUUCAAGUCACAACCUAUGAGAAGUAAAUCAAAUAGAUUGGAAUAGUGUCCAGUGUGAACACCAUAUAUGAAAUUUCAAUACCUUUACAAUGAUUUGUGCUAAUGACGAAUACUCUCUUCAAAUAUUCUAUUCAUUUUUUCUUGAUAUAUACUGGUUCAAGAUCGAAAGCUUCAUCUGUAGAACUUGUGUCUUUACUUAGUGAGGGAAGAGAACAAAAAGGAUUGAAGUAAUUUUUUUCACAGUAUUGGAGUUAGAGUCGCGAAUUAUUAGCACAGUACACAAACGUAUCACUGUGCUUGCUUAUUUAAAAUUUUUACAAAUUUUGUGAACUCCAUGGAAAGUUAAGAGCAACUAAUUUGACCAAAUUGAAAGCCUCUAGAUCGAAUAAUAACUUAUUAUUUCAACUCUUCAAAAAAGUUGACUAGGUGUUUGAGAAAUCGAUAACGCUGUCGUGACACUCUAAAAUAGCUCAGUUCAUCCAAUUUAUUAAAUUAUUACUGUCGUAUGGUAGUUGCUUUUGCUACUAGUGAAUAGUGAAUCCCUUUAAAAAUUGCAAACUUUUGUGUAAAUUUUUGUUUAAGACUGAUCAUGUCAGUUGAGUUACCUGAAGCUAAAUCUGAUACUCUCCAAGAAGUCUUUUCAGACAAGUUCCAGUAUAUCAAUCUAGAUCAUUAUAAUAUUUAUCAUUUCGAAGAAAUUUUGAUUGAUGGUCGACGAUAUCAAUUCCGAUUAUCUUCAAAAGGUGAUUUAAUGACAGUGGUCACUCAUAUAGCUGGAAGAGCUGUUCUUUUGGUAUCUGUAUGGACAAAUAUGGAUUAUGAGAAACGUUUACGUGAAAUUCAUCAGCAUAUUUUAGAAAUGGAACGUACUGGAACUAUUCCUAUCGAUUUUCGAGGUAUGCUUGGUCGAGGAGGUGGAGGAAAUGAACAAACGGUAUCAUAAUUUUUAGCUUGUCAAACUAUAAAUAUAUAUUCAAUGUAAUUAAACUGUAUCGUGCAUUUUUGUUUUUCUUCUUUUAAUAUAUAUAUAUAUAUUUUAAUCUUGUACAUAUGUAUAUUCCUAGAAAUAUGAUCUGUUGUUAU
Messenger RNA from Schistosoma rodhaini, 2765 nucleotides. The record is from the annotation of a GenBank genome assembly. Lineage: Eukaryota; Metazoa; Platyhelminthes; Trematoda; Strigeidida; Schistosomatidae.